AUGAACAAUGAAAUUACAACGGUAAAGGAAAAGUACGAAAGCAAAAUAAAUGCGUUGCAGGAAGAGAAAGAACAGGCAUUUGAAGUAAUGCAGGCUUACGCUGAAAACAAUCCGACUGAAUUUGAAGGCAAAAAGAGCAAGGACUUUACUCAUGGCACUAUCGGUUUCAGAACCGGUACGCCAAAGCUCUCCCUACGUAAGGGGUAUAAAUGGGCUGGUGUGCUUGACCUGGUUAAGCAGCACAUGAAAAAGUAUAUACGCACUAAGGAGGAGCUUGAUAAGGAUGGCCUGCUGAUGGCACGUAAAGACGUAGACCUUAAAACCGUUGGGCUUGAAGUGGUGCAGGAUGAAAGUUUCUACGUGUCUCCAAAACUUGAAGUUGUAAGCGCAUAG
Ostertagia ostertagi is the source of this 393-nucleotide messenger RNA. NCBI's taxonomy places the organism in Eukaryota, Metazoa, Nematoda, Chromadorea, Rhabditida, Trichostrongylidae. The record is from the annotation of a GenBank genome assembly.